Messenger RNA from Owenia fusiformis, 620 nucleotides. NCBI's taxonomy places the organism in Eukaryota, Metazoa, Annelida, Polychaeta, Sabellida, Oweniidae. The record is from the annotation of a GenBank genome assembly.
AACAGCUCAAGAAAAAAGAAGCGCCAAAGCAAAUGAAAGACACGUGGAAGACAGUAGUUAAGAAAAUUAAAGAAACCCCUGACAAUCCAUUUAUAAAAUACAAAGGCAAGAAGGCAAAGAAAGCCAAGUGGUACAAAAGACAGCAAGAGAGAGAGGAACAAAGAAUGAGAGAGGAAGAAGAAAGGCUGAGGAAGGAGGAAGAAGAGAGACUGAAGAAGGAGGAAGAAGAGAGACUGGAGAAGGAGGAAGAAGAGAGAUCGAAGAAUGAACAAGCAACAAGGGACAAAGAAGAAAGCGGAGAAUCGGAGAGCAAAGAAAGUAAAGAAAGUAAAAUCAGUAAGCGUAGUAGUGAAAGUAUUAAAUCAAAGAGUGAAGAAAGUAAAAUAAGUAAGCGUAGUAGUAGUAGUAGUAGUAGUAGUAAAACAAAAAGUGAAGAAAAUAAAACAAGGAAGCGCAGUGUAAGAAAUAUUCAAAGGAGAAAAAGAAACACACCAGAAAACAUAAAAACCAGAAAUCACAGCAGGAAAAGGAGAAACAUCCACACCAAUUCCAACUCACUCUGGGAAAAGGGUUUAGAUGGCUAUGUAUCCAUUCCAUGGAGUUGGGGAGUUAAUGCAAGU